UCCUACAGGCCCUCCUCAAUGGGCAGUAGGACCCCCACCAGAAGCCCAGUGUGAGGACAGAGAUGGCGCUGAGCCUGGAGUCUACAACCAGCUUUCCCAUGCUGGCCAUGUCAGGAGACACUGUGUCUGAGUUGCCUGGUGGCCCCAAUAUGUCCCUCAACAGUUCCUGGACUGGCCUAACAGAUCACAGCUCCUUGCAAGACCUGGUGGCCACAGGUGCCAUUGGGGCAGUGCUCUCAACCAUGGGUGUGGUGGGCAUGGUGGGAAAUGUAUACACUCUGGUAGUCAUGUGCCGAUUCCUGCAUGCCUCAGCUUCCAUGUAUGUCUAUGUGGUCAACCUGGCACUGGCUGACCUGCUGUACCUGUUGAGCAUUCCCUUCAUUGUGGCCACCUAUGUCACUAAGGACUGGCACUUUGGAGAUGUGGGCUGCCGCGUUCUCUUUAGCCUGGACUUUCUGACCAUGCAUGCCAGCAUCUUCACUCUGACCAUAAUGAGCAGCGAGCGCUAUGCAGCAAUCCUGAGGCCUCUGGACACGGUACAGCGCUCCAAGGGUUACCGUAAGCUGCUGGCACUGGGCACCUGGUUGCUGGCACUGCUGCUGACCUUACCCAUGAUGCUUGCCAUCCGACUGGUGCAUAGGGGCCCCAAGAGCCUCUGCCUGCCGGCCUGGAGCCCUCAUGCCCACCGUAUUUACCUGACACUGCUCUUUGGGACCAGUAUUGUGGGGCCUGGCCUGGUCAUUGGGCUGCUCUACGUUCGCCUGGCCAGGGCCUACUGGCUAUCUCAGCAAGCCUCUUUCAAGCAGACGCGCCGGCUGCCCAACCCCAGAGUGCUCUACCUCAUCUUUGGCAUUGUCCUUCUCUUCUGGGCCUGCUUCCUACCCUUCUGGCUGUGGCAGCUGCUGGCCCAGUACCACGAGGCCAUGCUACUGGCACCCCAGACUGCACGCAUUGUCAACUACCUGACCACUUGCCUCACUUAUGGCAACAGCUGCAUCAAUCCCUUCCUCUAUACACUGCUCACCAAGAACUAUCGUGAGUACCUUCGUGGCCGCCAGCGGUCACUGGGUAGUAGCUGUCGUGGCCCAGGGAGUACAGGCAGCUUCCUGCCCAGCCGAGUCCACCUCCAGCAGAACUCAGGCCGCUCGCUGUCCUCCAGCAGCCAGCAGACCACAGAGACCCUCAUGCUGUCCCCAGUUCCCCCUAGUGGGGCCUUUGUCUGAGAGUCCCUGUUUGAGCCUGGGGGUAGGAAAGGACCCAAAGCCAGGCCACUCAGGAGCCCAUUCCCGGAAUCCCCUAUUCAAACCUAACCAUCUUGUCUGUCUUCCUCAACUCUCUUCUGGAAAGUUCCCUGUUCUUCUUCACUGCUGCUCACUUCAACUCCAUCAGCACCUUUCUUGCAAUGCCAACACUCCUCUGAACCUCUCUCUCCGGAUCUUCAGAAGCUGUGGCCCAGACCCUCUUCUGAAGACCCCAGAGAAUUGAGUCAUCUAAAGCCUACUUACUCAGAGCAGCUGUGCUGGGCUGGGAACCUGAUCUGGAGAUGUAAGCUCUUCCAGCCUUGAGGACCCGCCCCCACUUGUGGGUAAGGGGUCUGUAGCCAAUUUCUACCCUCUCCCUCUCCU
Messenger RNA from Peromyscus eremicus (cactus mouse), 1625 nucleotides. It is a transcript of the gene Uts2r, whose product is annotated as urotensin 2 receptor. Gene Ontology annotation, molecular function: urotensin II receptor activity. The coding region runs from base 63 to 1223 and encodes 386 amino acids. NCBI's taxonomy places the organism in Eukaryota, Metazoa, Chordata, Mammalia, Rodentia, Cricetidae. The transcript has a single exon. The record is from RefSeq and is a predicted model, not a curated record. Gene Ontology annotation, biological process: neuropeptide signaling pathway; blood vessel diameter maintenance; regulation of blood pressure. Gene Ontology annotation, cellular component: membrane.